This is a messenger RNA of Corticium candelabrum, 5403 nucleotides long. Its product is annotated as collagen alpha-1(I) chain-like. Bases 163 to 5166 code for a protein of 1667 amino acids. Gene Ontology annotation, molecular function: extracellular matrix structural constituent. NCBI's taxonomy places the organism in Eukaryota, Metazoa, Porifera, Homoscleromorpha, Homosclerophorida, Plakinidae. The transcript has 71 exons. Gene Ontology annotation, cellular component: extracellular matrix. The record is from RefSeq and is a predicted model, not a curated record.
UGUCAGCUGGCGUUUCCGUUUGGGUAAAUCGAUCUCUCACCCUUCGGCCGGGGAUUGCGGGCUUCAACUUGCAUUUAGAUCGCUGUAGUGCAUGCCCAGCUUGCAGCCAGCGAGACACUAACAACUUUGUGUUGCUAGCUCCAGACAAGGCCUACGUUGAAGAUGGCCAGAGGCAUCCUAAGCUCAAUAGUCGGAACACUGACAACUGCGCUUGUACUGCUGACUGGCAGUUGUUCUGCACAAUCAGAAACUGUUGUUGAUUUGUUGGAUCCUGCUCCAUCGGGACAGGGAAUUACCGAAAUCAGAGAUUCGUACUGCCGUCAGAGGAAUGACAUAGCCUAUCGACUUGCCAGUGACGCCAUGUUGCAACGACAAGUUAGAACGGAGUUUCCAUCUGGAUUUCCUGGAGACUAUUCUGUUUUGAUUACCGCUCGUCCUCGGAAUGCAAAUAAUGCUGCUCUUCUUGGUGUUAGCACUUCUGUUGGAAGGACUUACAUGAGUAUUGAAACAGGUGAAAAUCUUAAGUUUACACAACAAGAUGGAGAAGCAUCGUUCAAUGGCACUGCUUUACGACCUGGACAAUGGAGUAGAUUCUCGUUUGCCGUUAGAGGCAAUCAGGUUACUUUGUAUAUGGACUGUCGACCUAUCCGAACAUUACCACUGGUUAGAGGCAAUGGUGCUGAACUGAGGGACGGUCCUAUUGUAAUUGGGAGGCUGUUACAAUCAGCUGCAGUGUACCUAGGCGAUAUUCAGGAGAUGAAAAUUGUUGACAAUCCUGUUGCUGCUGCUGAACACUGCACAGCAUACAUGCCAGACUGUUCACCCAUUGAUGAAAAAGAUCCAGGUCUUGUAGUUCCACCAGAACAAAGACCAGCAGGUAUUGGACCAGAUGGAACACAAAUAGGACCUAUUCAGGUUCCCGUUGAUGAAGACAUUUUUGGUAUUCAGCAAGAUCCACUCGAAGUCAUGAUUGGUGCAAAAGGUGAUAAAGGUGCUAUUGGAGAUGAAGCCCGAGGACCUCCUGGGCCACGAGGACCUGAUGGAGCUCAUGGGAUCCCUGGCAGAGAUGGUGAAGAUGGACGUCCUGGACCUCCAGGAAUGACUGGAGAUAAGGGUUUGAAAGGUAACGAAGGAAUUCCUGGCAAACGUGGUCCAGAAGGACAAGUAGGACCUGUGGUGAAGAUGUCUUGGCAAUUUGUGGUUGAAGCUGCAUCUAAAGGCCCUGUUCCAGGAUUAGCUGACAUGGGUGACCCUGGUAUGGUUGGAAACGUAGGUCCUUAUGGUCCAAUGGGUGACCAGGGCUCUCGGGGUGUGCAAGGUCCGCAAGGACCAAGAGGUCCACCAGGAGAUCGAGGAAUCCCAGGUCCGCCAGGUCCAGCUGGACCAGCUGGUAGAGAUGGCAAUACAGGUUUUCCAGGCAAGCCAGGAGAGCAGGGUCCAGCCGGAGCAGUUGGAAAAGUUGGUCCCGCUGGAUUUGCUGGACUUGUUGGCCCACGAGGACCUCCAGGAACACUGGGUCACAGAGGAAAAAAUGGAGCAGCUGGUGACCAUGGAUCAUUGGGACAGGCUGGCGAUCGAGGAGCAGACGGCUUGCAUGGUCUACGAGGCCCGGAGGGUGAUCCAGGUCCUCUAGGGCCUACUGGUCAAAGAGGUGUUCCAGGAACUUUGGGACCUGCUGGUGCAGAAGGUAAGCAAGGAUCAACUGGAGAACCGGGCCCACAAGGACUACAUGGACCUGAGGGACGAAAAGGUCGGCCAGGAGAUCAAGGGGCUGCUGGUGCUCCUGGUGUGCUGGGAAAGAGUGGAAUUCCAGGUGAUGCAGGCCAAUCUGGUGAAGAUGGAAAACCAGGCCAAGAUGGAUCAAGGGGCGUCGAUGGAGAAAGAGGAACUCCUGGAUCUACUGGUGAUACUGGCAUAAAUGGAAUUCCAGGUGAAUUAGGUUUGCCAGGCAGACCAGGACCUGUUGGUGAACAAGGUCAAGUCGGAUAUCUGGGUCACAAAGGAGGGAAGGGUCAACAAGGUCUCUUUGGCCAGAAAGGAAGCAAAGGUUCAUCUGGAGAAAUGGGAGCACCAGGACCACAAGGUCCAUCAGGUCAGGAUGGUGCAGAUGGUGUCAGAGGACCAGCUGGUAAUCCAGGGAAUAGCGGUGAACUAGGACCCUUUGGUCUCAAAGGUCCCACAGGUCCUACGGGAUUGCCAGGUCUUCCAGGAAAUUCGGGCCAAAAGGGUGAGAAAGGUUACCAAGGUCGCAGUGGUAGUGUUGGUGCAACAGGUGCUAAGGGAAGAGAUGGAAUUGAUGGUGAUGCAGGUCGUUCUGGUCGUCGUGGGCCACCGGGAACAAGAGGAGAGCAGGGAGAGCUUGGAGAACGUGGUCCAAAGGGUGUUGGUGGUACUGCUGGUGAACAAGGUCUGCCUGGGCCACGGGGCUUGGGUGGAGAUAUGGGACCAAAGGGAUUGCAAGGAGGUGUUGGAGAAGCUGGAUCACCUGGCGUUGAUGGAACUAGUGGCAGUGCUGGAGCUCAAGGAGAGCCAGGUAUACCAGGAACGCCAGGUUCAGCUGGCGCAUCAGGUGAACGUGGCACAAGGGGUGUUGCUGGUGAAAGAGGUACUCCUGGAGAAGCUGGUGAACCUGGCAGAAGAGGUCCUCCCGGUGGACGGGGACAUCCUGGCCAACCUGGAAGGCGAGGAGAUAGGGGUAUUGCAGGUGAUCCUGGGCAAGGCGGAACACAAGGACAAACUGGAGAUCAAGGAUUUAUAGGACCAUAUGGCCCACCUGGACCUCCUGGAGAUCCAGGACCAAAAGGACCAUUGGGUGAUCCUGGAGUCGAUGGCUUUCCAGGAGCUGAAGGUGAACGUGGUGAAAUAGGAGCAUCUGGUCCAUUAGGACCACGAGGUAGUACUGGUCCUCAGGGCCUUCGAGGUCCAACUGGACCCAAAGGAGACAGUGGUGAUGCUGGAGAACCUGGCAGUGAUGGUACACCUGGUGAACAAGGAGCAAGGGGAGUUUCAGGACCUCCUGGUGAAAGUGGCAAUCGUGGUUUGCCUGGAGACAAGGGCAAUACUGGUACGUAUGGAGGACGAGGUCCACGUGGAGACAAUGGAAAACCAGGCGGUCCUGGUGGUGUGGGCUUACCAGGUGAUGCUGGGGAAGUUGGACCCAUUGGAGAGCCAGGUGCACCUGGUUCUGGUGGUGCUUCAGGAAUACCCGGAAAUCGAGGUUUGGAUGGAGACCAAGGUGAACCCGGGAUACCUGGUACACUAGGCUCAGUGGGAGCUAAAGGUGGGCUUGGACGUUCUGGAACAAGAGGAGCUAAGGGUCAGCGGGGUCUACCUGGACCCAUGGGUAAGAGGGGACCAAAGGGAGUUCGUGGUCCAAGAGGAAGUUCAGGAAGGCAAGGACCCCAAGGGCUAGCUGGACACGACGGAGACAGAGGUGAUGCUGGUGAACCAGGUCCUGUUGGACCAAUUGGAUCACCCGGGGAGAGAGGGAAGAAUGGAAUCCCAGGUGAUAGAGGAGUACCUGGCAUACGCGGUCACCAAGGAAUACCUGGUCCGCUUGGUGGAGCUGGACAACCUGGAGAAAUUGGAGACCCUGGUCCUGUUGGCGUUCCUGGUGAUCAAGGUCUUUUAGGUCUUUCUGGUCCAUUCGGCAAGUCUGGCAGGAAAGGCGAAGCAGGAGAUCCUGGAGUGCAAGGCACAAGGGGCUUACCUGGAGAGAAUGGCUUCUCUGGUCUCAAAGGUGCUCGUGGUCCACAGGGUCCACCUGGCUACCAAGGCCCUCCUGGUCCACCAGGAGAAGUUGGAGAAAAUGGUGAAAUUGGAAAACCAGGUCCAACAGGAGUUCAAGGACCUGAUGGAGCACCAGGCAAUGCUGGCGAAACAGGUCAAAAGGGUGAAUCAGGUUUUAGUGGAUCAAAGGGUCAACAAGGACAGAAAGGAGGCUCUGGAACAGCAGGAUCAUCAGGAGCAGAGGGUCGAAGAGGACCCGUAGGUGAACGAGGUGCAAAGGGAGAAAGAGGCGAUUAUGGUAAUCCAGGAAGAAAGGGACCACUUGGCCCCCAGGGAGAUCCAGGAUUUGACGGAGCAGAAGGACCUAGAGGAAAUCCUGGUCCAAAAGGUCCAGUUGGUGAUAACGGAUUAGCUGGUCUCGAGGGUCCACAUGGAGUUGAUGGUAUUCCGGGACCAGAAGGUCCUGAAGGCUCAGUUGGAGAAUCUGGCGUGACUGGUGAAGAUGGCCCACCUGGUCCUGCAGGAAUACCCGGACCACCAGGACCUCCUGGACCACCUGGAGUCUUGAACCCACUACCACCUGAAUUUGAUGCUGCUGCACAUCACGACAAGUCCAAACAGCAGAGUCAUGAGCAGCCUGCUGAGAGUGACUCCUACCGACGAAGACGUCAAACUGAUGAGACCUUGCAGUCUGUUGAUUUGCCAUCACUUUCUGAUGAUCUAGAUAAAUUGGAAAAUGGCGUGCAAAAUUGGAGAACUCCUUUGGGAUCCAAAGAAAACCCUGCACGGAGCUGUCGUGACUUGCUGCUUUGCAGCUGUAGUAGAACAUCCGGCUCAUGUAUUCAAGAAAACAGGGUGGAAAUAAUAGAUGGUCACUACUGGGUUGAUCCAAACCAAGGGUCAAACUUUGAUGCAUUCAGAGUGUAUUGCAACUUUACAAAUGGUGCAAGGACAUGUCUGAAACCUGUUAAGACUAAGGUACCACUGAGGAAGUGGCGUAGACCUAAUCAUUCUGAAUUGUUUCACAGCUUUAGGAAUCUAGAUUCGGGAUCAGGACAGCAAGGAUUCGAAUUUACUUAUCACGCAAGUCAUAUACAGCUAGUGUUCCUUCGUCUUCUUAGCACAACUGCAAGCCAACGUUUUACUUUUCGAUGUGACAACACAACUGCCUGGUACAGCUAUUCCAAGGGAAGUUAUGAAAGUGCCAUACGAUUUGAAGGUGCGAACGGAGAGAAGUUCAGCCUUGAUAGUAAAGACCGACCAAGAGUUUUUGAAGACAACUGUGCUCUUCCAGUGAAUGGCGAAUCAAGCACUAGAUUUGAAGUUAGAGCUGACGAUACAGAAAAAUUGCCACUUGUAAACUUCGAAGUAUCUGAUUUUGGCAAUGCUCAUCAGAAGUUUGGAUUUGAACUGGGUGAAGUCUGCUUCGAGGCAUGAACUGUGUGUUGAGAUCAACGUAUUCUGGGAUAUACUCUUUUGCAUUUUGCAAUAUAGUGGGAACUGUGCAAUACCUAGAGGAUAGAGUGGGAUAGCUGCACAGCAUCUUUGUCAAUUUCGUCCUUUUCAGUCCUUGAUUGUUAUUGCGUUCUAUCUCCCCAUUACCAGAUUGUCUCUAGAUUAUUAUGUAGAGUAUGUCAAUUGUCACUGUGCAUGCAUGCACGUUUCUCUCAGAUA